CCCGCUCACCAAGCUGUCAAACUCAGGCAAAGUAAAAUCAAUGUUUACGUUUGUGCAUUUUUCGUAAACAGUUUACUGUGUUUUUGCAAUGUUUUCGUAAAAAGUGGACCAAUUUUUGCUCGAAAAUUCAGUGCUUUCUUUGCCGCAAUGCUCAGCAACUGGCGCAGCUGGUGCCGGCUGUGCGCCAACGAGUGCGCCGUCUACAAGCUGGAAUCGCUGGACGAACUGAACGAAAUCACGAUGAGGCAUUUCCACUUUUCGCUGCAGGAGCUGGCGGACGUGUGCAACUGCAUCUGCGAGGAGUGCUACAACUUUGUCAACAAGCUGGAGCGGUUCAAGGAGCGCUGCCUGCAGACGAGCAAGAUGCUGCUGGAAUUUUGCGCCUCCUCCGCCAGCGAUGACGCCGAGCUGCUGGACAGUGACAUCCAGGAUUUGCGGUUCCGGUUUUUGAGCGAUUCCAUUUUGGCGGCCGUCGAGGAGGCGGACUCGCAGGACGUGAAGGGCUUCACGGUGAGCAGCGUGGUGGAGGGGGCGGUGGAUGGAGUGCAGGCGAGUAGUCUGGCUUCCGAUCAGGAGGGGGGUGUGGACGCCGGGGAACUUACCGAGCCGGAGCUGGUCCAGCUGAAGAUCGAGAAGGUGGCCAACAGGAAGAAGCGGAAAUCUUCGGAUCGGCUUGUUUCAAAUCUGGACGAAUCGGUCAAGGAGAGUGAUAGCGUCCUGACGAGGUUGACGGUGGACGAGUUUGGCGAGUUCAAGGUGGACGAUACGUUGAUGUCCAACGAGCCGGAAGGGUUUGACGCGUACGACAACGAUUACUUGGAUGAAGAAAAGCCAGAGCUGGGAAGCGAUCCCGACGAGGAAGAGUUGGACGAGGAGGAAGAGGAAGAGGAGGAGGAAGAAGAGGACGAGGAACAGGAAGAACCGAAACCGGCCGUGUCAAAGCCUCGUUCGAAGGCGCGUUCCAAACCGGACCAGCAGCAGCGCGUUCGCUGCGAAGAGUGCGACAAGUCGUAUGCUAGCAGGCAGAUGUACGUGCUGCACUUGCAGUCCAAGCAUCCGGACUCGCCCGAGUUGCGGUUCCAGUGCGGGAUUUGUCCGAAGCGGUUCUCCUCCGAGAAGAAGACCAAACAGCACGAGGCGGUGCAUCUGCCGAGCGACCAGAAGAUGGUGCAUCCGUGCAACUAUUGUGAUAAAAAGUUCAGCAAGCUGGUCAACGUGCAGGCCCACAUCAAGGCGGUCCACAUCGGCGAGCGGCCGUACGUUUGCGAAGAGUGCGGCAAGGCGUUCGGAACCAAGGGCGCCCUCAAGGAGCACCAAGUCACGCACAGCGACGAGAAGCCGUUCCAGUGCUCGCACUGUCCGAAAAAGUUCAAGAAUCUGCCGCGCCUCAAAACCCACGAGGACAUCCACACCGACACGCUGUACGUGUGCCCCCACUGCGGCCUCCAGCUCAACACCAAGCGAACGCUCAAGAUGCACAUGGUCGUGCACUCGGACCAGAAGAAAUUCAAGUGCCAGUACUGUGGCAACGAGUACAAACGCUCCAAGGCGCUCAAGAACCACCUGAUUCUGCACACCGGCCUCCGACCCUACCAGUGUCCAUUCUGCGAGAAAACCUUCGCCAACGGGUCCAACUGUCGAAGUCACAAGAAGAAGGCCCACCCCAAGGAACUGGCCGCCCUCGAAGCAUCCGGCGGUCAAUCCCGCGCCACCAACAUCCCCAAGCUGAACCAGCUGCAACCGAAGAGCGCGACCACCACCACCGACCAACCCGCAGACCCAGAAGAACCCUCCGCCAUCCCGCUAACCCCCGAAGAGCAGCUGGUCCUAACGCGUGGCGUCCGCCUGGUCACCGCUUACUUCCACUCCACGCCCAGCGAACCACCUCCGCUGAACAUCCUGUCAACGGGGGCGCAGACGACGUCAACCACCGGAAUCAAGUCCGAGGCGGAGUGUCUGUCGGGGGCGGAGGGUGGCGAUGCGGGAGUGGUGAUCGCCCAGGUUGGGGAAUCGAUGCAGGAGCUGGUCGGACUGCCGCCGCUGCAGCUCAUCUCGAGUGGCAAUUUGUGAAGUGGUGGCGGCGACGACGGAAUGCAUGUAAUUGUGGAAUAGCUGUUUUUGGUUGUGUCUGGAAUCUUGUUUUUUUUUGGCGCGGUAGGGAGGUUCGGCUAGCGACGUGAUUUGUAAAUGGGCAUUUGUUUGAAAGUUUUUUUGGAAUUGGCCAC
Messenger RNA from Culex pipiens pallens (northern house mosquito), 2225 nucleotides. RefSeq names its product zinc finger protein weckle-like. The record is from RefSeq and is a predicted model, not a curated record. Lineage: Eukaryota; Metazoa; Arthropoda; Insecta; Diptera; Culicidae. Gene Ontology annotation, molecular function: zinc ion binding; sequence-specific DNA binding; DNA-binding transcription factor activity, RNA polymerase II-specific. Gene Ontology annotation, cellular component: nucleus. Bases 148 to 2070 code for a protein of 640 amino acids. The transcript is spliced from 4 exons. Gene Ontology annotation, biological process: regulation of transcription by RNA polymerase II.